AUGCCCGGUAACUUUGAAGUCAUUCCGACCUCUCGAAUUGUGGAUGCACUGUAUGGAGAUGUCACUGGCCGAAGAGGAAUCCAGCUUGGUCGGUUCAUUACAACCCCCGAACGCCGAGAUAUUGAUGACCAAAAGCUGACAAUCAUUGAAGAUCCAAAGAGUACAUUGAAAUACACCCCUGAAAUUCAUGAAGCUCUAGACCCUCAUCAUGAACGGUUUGUACAGCUCAUCUUCAACCGUUUGAACAUCCAACAACUCGACGAGUUUCCGGCGCUCAAGGACAUGCACCAACAACGUCACCCUUAUUUGCCAUUCACAGGAGGCUUUUCUCUGGAGAUUAUGUCACAUUUCAUCAACUGGAUAUUCAAUAAUAUUCCCGGAAUAGAGGACAUACGUCUGGCUACAUGGAUUACGGAUGGAGUCCUCCAAGAUGCUCUGAUGCUUGGAAUUGAGCAUCGGGAUAGGCCGAAUUUGAGUCUCAGGCAGUGGAAUGUCCAACAAUACAAGGAGAGAAGGAGAAAUAUAUUCAAUGGAAAGCAUGGGAACGAGUAG
Molecule: messenger RNA, 552 nt
Organism: Marasmius oreades (fairy-ring Marasmius)
Lineage: Eukaryota; Fungi; Basidiomycota; Agaricomycetes; Agaricales; Marasmiaceae
Exons: 2
Coding region: 1-552 (183 amino acids)
Source: RefSeq, a predicted model, not a curated record